AUGGUUACAGGUAAGGUUAGGGUUAGGGUUAGGGUUAGAUACCCAGCAGAGGCUCCCCGGUACAUACCACAGUUCAGCCUGGCUGUGGCUGUGUGGGACGGACAGGAGGACAUCAAUGUGAGGAUAGGGUACAGGAUCCGUGGUGAGCUGGCCACAACGGGAGCACAGACAGCGGAGGCUGAGACCACGCUGGCCUCCUGGGUCAUCACCAUUAUCUUCUUCUCAGUCAUCCUGACCAUCAUGCUCCUCUGCUUCAUUGCUGUGCUCAUCAUGAAGAAGAAGAAUGAGAGGAGUAACCAGGUGACUCCUGUAGGCAGCCAGGAUGAUCUGCAGGCACACGACUUGGCCGGUCCGGCCAACCCUGGGCGCAGCUCCAGCAGGACCAGACUCCUGGGAUCACAGGGCAGCCUGGAGAGUGGUGAGAGUGGACAGAGCUCCAUCGAGAUGAACGAAUCUGCUUCAGACGCUUACGAAGACGACAGUGAGGCUCUGGUCGCCCGGCCAGCUCGAGUCACGAGCGCUCGCCCAGGCAAUAGAAGCAGGGCAUCAGCAAAUGACAACCUGACGCCCCACGAGCGCGCCCGCCUCGACAGGAAGGAACUACGGGAACGUGAGAGGAACCAGAUCCUGGCAAAGUACUCAAACAGCGCCUCCCAGCAGUCUGGGUCAGCAGUGCAGGACCCACCUGCACAGCGCAGCAGCGCCUCACAGCGGGUGGGGUCGGCAAUGCAGGGGCGGCGGCUGCCGCCAUUGAGGCUAGACACGGUCAUCAAAGAAGUGGCCGAAGAGGAAGAAGAAGAAGAAGAGGAAGACGUGUCCCCAAGACUCCGCAAGCGUCUUAGGUCUGCCAAGGAGGCAGCCAGAAGCAACAGGGAUUUGAGGUCCUCAACAGCCUUACCUGGUAUUGACCAGUAUAUGUCCGGGAAUGAGAGCAACUGUUAGUUGCUGUUUUCUAGUUGCUUAUUUGCUUAUUUGUCUGUUUUACCAUGUUUGUUUGUUUGUUUUUUUGAACCCUCGUUUGUAAAUAACUCAAAUCAGGUCUGGUGGUCACAUUUCAUAGAGGGUAUGAUUCUAUUAGUACGAGUAUACUUGUAAGAUGAAAUAUAACUGGUACAACUAACGUGAUUUGAUUCAUUUAUAAUAUAUGGAUAUUUAGUCAUAAUAAAUUCAUAGAAAAUAUUUAUUGUUUAUAUAUAUUUUAUUAGAAAGACAUCACUGUGAAUGUAAAGAUAAUCAUAUAUAAUAUCCCCGCAUAUCACGUUAUUUAUGGACUGGAUGAGUUAGUAGAUAAAGUGAGUAGUGCAAAAUUAAGAUGAUUAUUAAUUGAAUGAAUGAGCAUAUGGGUUGAUGAUUGAGUAAACAAAUCUUUUGGAGUACUAUAUUAUACUAUAUUAAUUCAUAUUCAUUAUGGAACUAGAUCAAUCCUGUAUUAUUGAUUACAUCUGCCCUUAUGUUUACAACUGUCUUAAGAAGCGAGAAGAAGUUGAACCUGUACAUACCAGCACAUAGAAGUCUCUGUAGAUGAAAUUGUGCCUUAUCGCUAUGACCUGUACUUAGCUUGUUUGAGCAUGAAUGUACAAUAAAGGUCUUUCAUUUAUUAUAUUCUGAAUCAUGCACAGUCAUCAAUCCUAGGUCAAUUGUAUCAAACAGCGAAUUUAUUACAGGAAUGAACUUAAUUGUAAAAAAUCUUGUAUAAUAUUUCACAGUGUUGAAAAGCUGGAGAGCUUAAAAGGUAGUUUGUUUUGGCAUAAAAUAUAAGCGCUAUGUAGUCUUUGUAUAAUAACCUGGUCUUUCACUUAUCCUUUUUUUGCAAAAGUUCCAUAUUUUUAAACAACCAAUCCUCCUAUAUUUUCACUACUUUAUAUUCAACCAUCUUGAAGGUAGCUUGUGGAAUAGAAAUGCAAAAAUAGUAGAUCAUAAUAAUAAUUUUGUAAAUGCAAAUAAAAUCUAAGCAUUCAAAUUUGGUAUGAUAUAUUGUAAUUGAUAACGUAUGUAUCAAUGUAUAUAUAAUAGAUGAGAUUUUGUUUUGAGUUUAGAUAUACUGCUCUGAUGUAAAAGAAGGCAAUUCAUUCUGUGAAGGCGUUAGAUUCUAGGGCUCCAGAAGAGCGCCAAGUGCUGUACUUUCCACAUCAUGUUACACACAACUGUAAUCAC
This is a messenger RNA of Branchiostoma floridae (Florida lancelet), 2154 nucleotides long. RefSeq lists its product as uncharacterized. The transcript is spliced from 5 exons. The record is from RefSeq and is a predicted model, not a curated record. The coding region runs from base 1 to 942 and encodes 313 amino acids. Lineage: Eukaryota; Metazoa; Chordata; Leptocardii; Amphioxiformes; Branchiostomatidae.